AUGGAUCCAUUUGGAGACGACAACGCGGUCGAAGAGGGCGUGUCUCAAGAAAUCGGGGACUUUGUGCCUUCCAGGGUCGCAAUUGGAGACUUUUACGAAGUGGAGCCAGUCGAGACCGAGACAACCGACACGUACGAGAAUCAGAUGGAAGCUUCUCAGACUUUUGAAGCCAGUCAUCAUCAAAUGGAAGAGUCGUCAGGAUACUCAUUCGAGCAGUACGGAGAGGGGCCUGUCCACGCUCCGACGAGCAUGGAAAGUUCGGGGCACAUUCCGUUUAUUGAGGAGGAAAACGAGCUCACCGUGUUUAUGCGCGAGUACGAGCAGAAGAUAGCGCUCAAGGCGCAGGAGCAGGAGCAAGUGGCGGUCGAGUGCAAGGCGAAAGCGGAAGAAGGCAUGGCGCAGUUUGUUGCAGAGCGGCAGCGCAUCAAGGAGGCCAAGAUGCAGGCGAACCGUGUGGUUGAACAAGCUGCGCUGGAGAAGAUGGCGGCCGACCUGGAGAGUGAGAACCCGUGGGAGCGUGUGGUGACGCUCGUGGACCUGGAGAUGAAUCGCAAGAAGAAGCUCGAGGCGCUGGAUACGAAAAAAGACUCGAAAGAGCAGGACCCGAAGCUGGUGGCCGUACCUGCGAAGAAAACGUCCGUGGACGAGGAGGAUGUCUCAAGGAUGCGCCAAAUGUUCGUGCAGCUCAAGACCGCGCCGCUGGAACAGACGCGGGCUAGUGCUGUAGCAGCGAACUAG
This is a messenger RNA of Peronospora matthiolae, 738 nucleotides long. The record is from the annotation of a GenBank genome assembly. NCBI's taxonomy places the organism in Eukaryota, Oomycota, Peronosporomycetes, Peronosporales, Peronosporaceae.